AUGUAUGAACCACAUUUUGAUGACAUAGCAGAUGCCAAUGAAGAAAAUGAAUUAGCGGUUAGUCAUCAAUCAGAUACCAACACAUCCCCCGCAAUGUUAUCUCCGAACAGUUCGCGGCCGACCAUUCAUUGGGGUCCAGUUGUCGAAGGAGAUUUCAACGAAAAAGAACAGAUCAACACCGAUACUGAUCACUUCGAUGCAUUAUUUGCACGCUCAAACGCUGCACCAUCUCAUCCGCGUUGUUACAGUUCAUGUUCACCAGCAAACGCUCCACCUCUACUAUCUCCUGAAAGUUCUACGCAUCUUACGGCCAAAUCUCAACCGUUACUUUCCUCUUCGCCUUCGUCGAAACCGAAAACUUCCUCUGACGUUUCUUCGGAUACAGCUCGUCGAACAUCGAUUUCUUCUUCACCUCCGAAAACAGCUCUACAAGCAAAUCCUCCUUCGGCGCGUACGAAACGUAAAAACUUUUCCCUAACACACACUGCUCAAACGUUUCUCCAAGCUUCAAAUAGUCAAAUUGAAUCCGUAGAACCAUUAGCUCGAUCAUGUUCCUAUAAACGUCCACAAUCGAUAAAAAAAUAUCGACAAAAGAAAGAAAAGGAAAAGGAAAAAGAAAAGGACAAAGAACAACAACAAAAACAACAAGAUUUUCCUUCGCGUAAAUAUAGCGCUACAGCCGUACCACAGAACAACUAUGCUUCUCAUACAGGAGCAUCUGAUUCUUCUCGCAAGUCAAUUUCGGGUACUACAGGCAGAAUCUCCGCAACUGAGCCAAUGACAUCCGCAGACGAUUCUCAAGAUCAAUGGACGAAUCAGAAUACUCAAAGAUCGGAACGACUCGGUUCAUUAACAGUUGAUCAAUUGCAGCUACCAACUGACGGUGAUGAACAAAUCUAUCUUGUCCGACAAUUUCAUACAACAUCGAAAGGUUUUGUUAAUCGAGGAGAUUCAUUUAAACGUUCAAUUAAACGAAGUGGUUCAACAAGUCGUCGUAGUUCAUUUCGAGUGAAUGCCAAUCUCACAACGACUGAUCGCACCUCCUCCCCCGAACAUGAUCUUAAUCAUUCUCCAACAUCACCGAAAGAGAUUCGGACAAGUACAAACUCGCUCACAAACUCUCCUGGACUCAAUCUCAACGGAAUUCUUGACACUCAUUUCAUUGAAAAUAAUCCUUUACAAAUGACUGUUUCCACACCUGAUCAAAAUGAAAAUGAUGAGGACGAAGAUGAUGAUAAUCCACUUGUCGAACGUAUUCAAACAGAAGAUGGUCGUGUACAAGACGUACACGUUUAUCAAGUUUAUCUGCUCGGUAUGAGUGGAACAGGAAAAUGCUCACUGAUGAGACAAUUCAAAACGACCGAAUAUCGAGGAAUCUAUGAUUAUUCAAGUUCACUCGAUGAUGAUCCGGAUAAUACCGUACCAAUUAUGCUUGAUGGAAUUGAAUCACGUUUACAUAUAACUACGAUCGAUAUCGAUCAAGUCAAAUCUAGUGUGACAGGCGAUGCGUAUAUUGUUGUUUAUUCAAUAACUGAUCGACAAUCGUUUCAAACGGCUAUUCAAUUGGUAAAAAAUCUUCGUGAAAAUGAACUGGUUUACCAUCCAUCGUCUAUCAAACGACCCAUGCCGAUUAUUCUAGUAGGAAAUAAAUCCGAUCUUGUUCGCAAACGCUCAGUAACCAAAGAAACUGCUAGACAUGCUGCAUUCAAACACAAUUGUAAAUUUGUCGAAACGUCUGCGGCAAUCAAUGAUAAAGUCGAUGAUCUGUUAGCAGGAACAUUAAAACAAAUUCGUAUCAAUGAACACAUUCGUAACGAACUGAAACGACGAUUAACAAUCACCAAUGGAAGUAUCGAUACGAAUGAUUCUGAUACUCCAAUCUUAACCAAUACAUCCUCACGCAAAAGUUCACCGCUGUACAAUCGAAAUUCAAAGAAUAUCUUCACGAAGUUUUUCAGUGUUUUCCGCAAGAAACCAACACGAUUGUUAUCAGAUGUUGAAAAUCUAAAUACCAGCAUUUGA
Adineta ricciae is the source of this 2022-nucleotide messenger RNA. NCBI's taxonomy places the organism in Eukaryota, Metazoa, Rotifera, Eurotatoria, Adinetida, Adinetidae. The record is from the annotation of a GenBank genome assembly.